AAAAUACAUAAAAAUAUUAAGAGUUAUUAUAGUUUCUUGUCCUUAAUGUUUCUAUAUACUUUCCAUUCACACUGUUUAUAAUUUCAAUGAGUUUAUUCACAUUAUUUAUAUUUUUUACCUAAAUAUUAUGCAACUUCCACAUUUUUGUAUAAACCUGAAGGUAUAUUCCUGAAGGUGGGGCAUUAACCACAUAAGUGUAAAACAAGAUGCGUUGCUUGAUACUAAUAAAAAGGAAAUGAUUAAUAAUGUUACACGUUUCAUUAUUAAAUUAUAGAUUGUCUGAUAGGCAUCAAUUUCACAUUUGUUUAAAAAUUUUAAAUAUGAUAAAAUGAGAUAAUGUUUUCUUUUAGCGCUCCUGGUGGCCAUCCCUUCAAAACUCAUGGAGUGAUUACGCUUCUUACUUCUACUCGUAUGAAAAUAUAUAUUAACAUACAUUUAUAAAUGUGUUUCCAGUUUUAAGAAAUAGAGAUGAACCCCAUCUCUCUAACAAUAAAAACAGAACAUAACUAUGGCAUGGGAACAUUAUAUUAUAUUGACAUAACUGGUGUAAUUAUAUUAGUGUUAAUGGUCAAGGAUGAUUAAUCAGUAUAUAUUCAAUAAGAAAUUAUAUUUCGUUGUUUUUGAAUGAUACUGAUAAAAUAUUUGAAUAAGGAACUGGAUUUUGUUUUGGAGUGUGGUUUUUCGUUUCAUUAAUUAAAUUCACCAGAAUUAUGAUGAAGAGAAUUGUCAACCAUCGUGAUAAGUAUAUCUUCAACACAGGUAAUGUUUACUUUAUUAAAACUAUUGUUAUAAUUUUAUAGGGAAGAUACUUGUUAAAAUAUUUUUUUUUUGUUUCUAUAGAUUGGACUCUGGGGUUGGGUGAUGAGAACUCCCUUUUCUGGAACUUUGGAAGCUCCCGAACAUUGGAGAUAGCACCUAAUUCGCUUAGAAAGAAAUGUUUGCUCUUUUCAAAACAUAAUUGCGAUUAAUAAUGGCUGUUAGUGAGUGUCCAGUGGUAACAUUCGUUUUGAAUAAUGGGUAGAAGAAUCCAGGUUAUUCAGAUGAAUACAUGCCGUCAGGACUUUGGCAGUAUAAUCUUCUCUGGAAUUGAUUACAAUUAUACUAUUCUUAAAAGCGUUUAAAAAAUAAUGAAAUGACAUUAAACAUUUAAGAACAACUAAGAAAUUUUUAUAAUAUUAUAAUAAAAAAAAAACUUUGUCUGCGCCUUGAAAUACAAAAAAAAAAAAAAAAAAUCAAUUAUUUUUUAAAUAGUUUACCUAAUAAUAGUAUGACAGUAACUAUUUUGUUUUAUUCGAGAGUAUUAUUUCUUUUCUCGAGGUAAAAAAGAUUGUUAAACUUGGUUCUUCAUAAACAUUCAGAAAACUGAAAACUUAGAAGACAUAUAUAAAAAAGAAGUUGAAAGGACAAUGCAGCAACUUCAAGAUAAACUUCAGUUAAACAUUAUUCAACAAUCGCAACUUGUACAGACACACGAUAAAACGAAUAAUGUCGAAACGCUUCAACAAAUGGUCGUCCAUCAACAACAAAUCGUCCAACAGAUACAAAUGUCCCAGAGACAGUACGCUCUUCAACCCGGCACUUCUCAGCACGAUUCUGGAAAUUGUCAAGGAAAACAAACAGUAGGUCACAGUGAAAGCGAGGAAGGUUCAACUAUUGGAAAAAUGACCAGCGAGGAUGAUAAACUUGGUGGCGACAAAGUCCCUGGUAUUGCUGGAUCGAUUGGCCCAAACAGAAGGGAAUGUGUAAAUGGGAGUUUACCUACUCUGAAAGAAGAGUUAAAUAUUGAUAAUAAAAGUGAAAAGGUACAAUUACUGUUUGGUCACGGAGUAUGUAAAUGGCCCGGAUGUGAUACGUUAUGUGAAGAUAUGAAAACUUUCUUAAAACAUUUAAAUAAUGAACACACUUUGGACGACAGAUCAACUGCGCAAGCUAGGGUGCAAAUGCAAGUGGUCUCGCAAUUAGAACUUCAGUUACAGAAGGAAAGAGAUAGGUUACAAGCUAUGAUGAUACACCUCCACAUGUCCAAGCAGCAAUCUGCACCCGAUCCAGACACCAGCACAGAGCUUUCAAAUGUGUUGAGGAAUUCUAAUGUACCCAAAAGAAGUUCGUCUCCUGGAUUCAUAGGCGCCAAUCCCCAAUCUACACCUGCUAGAUCUCCCCUCAGGCCACCGACUCCCAGCUCAACCAAACGUAGAAUAUCCGAUAAGUCAGCGUUGUCCAUAACUGGAGGCCUUCCUUAUAUGUUGGAAAGGGCAGGAUUGGACGUACAACAAGAAAUUGAAAGGAAUAGGGAAUUUUACAAGAACGCCGAUGUCCGGCCACCGUUCACGUAUGCAUCAUUAAUUAGACAGUCCAUCAUUGAAUCACCCGACAAACAGUUAACAUUAAACGAAAUCUACAAUUGGUUUCAAAACACUUUCUGCUACUUCAGGAGAAACGCAGCUACCUGGAAGAAUGCAGUCCGGCACAACCUAUCACUUCACAAAUGUUUCAUGCGGGUGGAAAACAUUAAAGGUGCCGUAUGGACUGUUGAUGAAGUCGAAUUCCACAAAAGGAGACCCCAACGCUGUACCAGCGGGGAUAAUACACAAGAUGACAACUCCUCAAAAUGUUCAAGACUAUACAGUGACACAAUUAACUCUACUCUACAGGCAACAAGGACUGAAGGGUCUCCGUAUAAAAAUCUGCUCAGUCAUUCUAUGCCUCCUGUACCCACGUCGCAACCCGACAUUGACGAAGAGCCCCCAUCGCCGAAGAAAAAGAGGUUAAUACAGGAGAGAAUUUCGUCGUGUGAUAUUGGUUUGAAGGUAGAUCCUGGAAGACACAUGUACAGCGAGCAAGACAUAGAACCCAGUGACGCACUCCAAGCAGAUUAUUCCGUCAAAGAUGACAACCAAGGAAUUAUUGACAAUCCAGUCCAGGACUUAUCCAUUAAUGAACAAUUAACACAAAGUGAUAUAAAUGAAUCAUAACAUUGACAUUUUAAACAACAAGAAUUUUUAUGUACAUAUGUAUCUCCUGAGAUAUUUAUACACAUUGAAAUCUUUUAUCAUUAUUAUGAAUUAUUAUAAAUAAAGUUUAUACUUUUUAUACUUUCAAAGUGAGGUACAAACUGUAGUAUAUAUCAAUUAAAAUAAGAAAAUAUGUACAUAAAUUAUAACGAAACAAAGCUCGUUUAGAGAUUUGAGGGGGUAUAUUUGUAAAAUAUUAGAAACAAUUUCUAUUUCGAAAAUAGGAUAAAAAGGUACGUAGAUUUUAACUUUUUUACCUAUGUAAAACUCUCAAGUUUCAUUUUGUACAGAAAUAUUUAUAAAUAUAUUCUUAAGAUGGGUACGGGUAUUAACAAGAUUUUGUUGUUAUUGGUUGUUUAUUGUUUAUAAUUUCAUUUAAGAACGAGUUGAUGUGAGCAUUAAAUGCAAAAAUAAAAUUUUAAUGUAGGAAAUGAAAUGUGCUAUUGUCAAGCACAAUAAUCCAUAUAUUAAGUCCUGUCUGUUUGACUAGCCUAAUAUAACUACAAUACAAUCCUUUUACGAACUAUUUGUUUAUUGAACCUGUGUUUUCGAUAUUGUAAAAAAAUAAAAUAUUAAAUAUUGAUUUAGAAAAUUAGAUUUCAUUGUUACUCAGGUAAUGGGUGGUAUUUUAAAUGUUAAUCGAUCACUGUCAUGCUAUUACAGUGUCAAUAAUAAAGAAAAUCUGUCAUUUGAAAGGUUAUUUCUGCUUUUUUUAUUGCUUUUACGUAAUAAUUUAAAAUAACCGACAACAAAUUGGAGUGUUCAAAACACAAAAAUUAUAAUGCGAUUUGGUGUAUGACUAAAUAUAAUAAAU
Nezara viridula (southern green stink bug) is the source of this 3825-nucleotide messenger RNA. NCBI's taxonomy places the organism in Eukaryota, Metazoa, Arthropoda, Insecta, Hemiptera, Pentatomidae. The record is from the annotation of a GenBank genome assembly.